Nematocida major is the source of this 477-nucleotide messenger RNA. RefSeq names its product beta-1,4-N-acetylglucosaminyltransferase. The record is from RefSeq and is a predicted model, not a curated record. The transcript has a single exon. Bases 1 to 477 code for a protein of 158 amino acids. Gene Ontology annotation, cellular component: extrinsic component of endoplasmic reticulum membrane; UDP-N-acetylglucosamine transferase complex. Gene Ontology annotation, biological process: dolichol-linked oligosaccharide biosynthetic process. NCBI's taxonomy places the organism in Eukaryota, Fungi, Microsporidia. Gene Ontology annotation, molecular function: hexosyltransferase activity.
AUGAAGCUGGCAAUCACCACAGGAACCUACGGGUUUCCGCAGCUAAUAGACAGGGUGCUGGCGCUUUUGGGCACGCUCAGCGAAAAGUACACGGAAAUACACAUACAGUACGGACAGCACGAGCCAGAGUCGCUCAAGCGCUUUUCUUCGCAGGGCGGCGUGCCAGUUUCUGUAGUAAAAGUGUCCUACUACAGGUCCUUGAGCGAGUUUGUGCAAAAUGCGGAUCUGGUUAUAACCCAUGCAGGGACGGGCACAGUACUCUCCCUGCUUAAAGAAGCCACGCCUUUUAUCGUGGUUCCAAACGAAACUCUCUUGCACAACCACCAGAAAGAGUAUGCAGAGUCUAUGCGCAAAAAACUGCACAUUUCCUCUCUGGAUAGAGUCGUGCAGGAUGCCAUGAAGAUACAGCACUCGCUGCACACUCUCACGGUUUCGUCUUCUCUGUGGGGCCAGCACUUUCUUCCCCAUCUGAAAUAG